Molecule: messenger RNA, 612 nt
Organism: Aspergillus welwitschiae
Lineage: Eukaryota; Fungi; Ascomycota; Eurotiomycetes; Eurotiales; Aspergillaceae
Exons: 2
Coding region: 41-253 (70 amino acids)
Source: RefSeq, a predicted model, not a curated record
GGCUUUUCUUUUCCCGCUCGUGAUUCGUCCAUCCUUCACGAUGGCCACCCACCGCGACUUGCUCGCUAUGCCUCUUUCGGGUAAGCCGGCAUCACGUGGAAGUCGGAAUAAUAUUCUUGCGCGUGGGCAGCCUUUAUUAUUUUCGGUCGCGAUUUGGUUUUUCUUCUUCCUCUUCUUCAGCAUUCGCCUCCUCAUGGCUCAAAAACACUCUUGCCAGGCUGCUUUUCUGACUUUUCUCAGAUUUGCAAUUUGAUUCUGUGCACCUACAAUGUUCAUGGUUCUGAUUUGGAUACGCCACGCGUCAAUCCUAUGCCCAGUAGUAGCUUUUCGCAGUAUAAAUGCAUACUGAGACUGAUACAUCAGACCACUACACUAACACAUCAGGUUGUGCUGCAACACUUCCAGUUGUCACAAGGUUUUCAAUCUAGGACUAUUAAUUUAUUUUCUCUCUGACGUCGAUUGUGUUGUCAAACCAGCAUGAGUGGUGGGGUACAGGAAUCCGGUUGCAUCAGGCUUUGCUUCGGUGUCGAUCAUCUGCUCUGGCUGGCGCCAUUCCGUGCAGAUUCACAGUUAGAACAAACUGGAAAUAACAAACCCAUUCAAUUCUGGAUC